AAAAGUGCAUAUAUAUACUGAACAAUAUACUCAUAUUAUUUCAACCAUAUUAUUAUUAUUAUUAUUUGUAAGAAAAGAAAAGGAAAAUAGAGAAAAUGGAUUCGCGAAGUAGCCAUUUGCUGGAAGUUUCCGUGGGUAUUGAAAAUGGAGAAUUUAAGGGGAAUAAUAAGGAGACCCGACCCGGAAGAACAGCUCAUAGUAUGUCCUCCUCUUCGCUCCGAAAGAAGUCGGAUCUUCAACUCAUAUCCAAAGUUCGGAGUGGAGUUAUGAGAAAUAUUCUUAGUAAUCUUCAAGAAGUUAUAUUGGGGACCAAACUUUCUGUCCUUUUUCCUGCUAUUCCUUUAGCUAUUACUGCUCAAUUCUAUAGUUUUGGAAAGGAAUGGGUUUUUGCUUUGAGCUUGCUUGCCCUUGCCCCACUCGCGGAGCGAGUGAGCUUUUUGACUGAACAAAUUGCUUAUUUCACUGGUCCAACAGUGGGAGGGCUUUUGAAUGCAACAUGUGGAAAUGCAACAGAGCUAAUCAUAGCAAUAUUUGCCCUAAGCCAAAACAAAAUAGAUGUGGUCAAAUACUCCCUUCUUGGUUCCAUACUCUCUAACCUUCUUUUGGUUCUUGGUACUUCUCUCUUCUGUGGUGGUCUUGCCAACCUCAACAAGGAACAAAAAUUUGAUAGGAAGCAAGCAGAUGUUAAUUGCUUCCUGUUGCUGUUGGGAUUGUUCUGUCACAUAUUGCCAUUGUUGUUCAAGUAUGGUGCAAAAUCAAGUGAAGUAAUUGGUGUACCAACGCUGAGUCUAUCAAGAGUAAGCAGUAUUGUAAUGCUGGUUGCUUAUUGUGCUUAUCUUGUCUUCCAAUUAUGGACUCAUAGGCAAUUCUUUGAAGCUCAACAGGAUUCUGACGAUGAAGAAGCAGAAGAAGAAGCUGUGAUUGGUUUUUGGAGUGGGUUUGCAUGGUUAGUGGGAAUGACUGCUAUAAUUGCAUUAUUAUCUGAAUACAUCGUUGGUACUAUUGAGAAUGCUUCAGAGUCAUGGGGAGUAUCAGUAAGUUUUAUCAGCAUAAUAUUGCUGCCAAUUGUAGGAAAUGCAGCAGAACAUGCCGGAGCUAUCAUUUUUGCCUUCAAGAAUAAAUUGGAUAUUUCGUUGGGUGUUGCUCUAGGAUCAGCUACUCAGAUCUCCAUGUUUGUGGUUCCAUUGUGUGUUGUGGUAGCAUGGAUAAUGGGUGUUAAGAUGGAUCUUGAUUUCAAUACCAUUGAAACUGGUUGUCUAGCUCUUUCCAUAAUUGUCACUGCCUUCACUUUACAGGAUGGAAGUUCUCAUUACUUGAAAGGAUUAGUUCUACUUUUCUGCUACAUUGUUAUUGGGGCUUGCUUCCUUGUUCAUCGUUCUUCGCCAAACGAACCAAACAUCUUGGAGUUGCCAAUUCCAUCUACAACCAAUAAAGUCUUCAGACUUUAAAGAGGUUUAAUUCUUCAAAAUGAAUCAUCAAAAUGCAGUGAGCAAGAAAAAAGAAGAAAAAAGUUGAUCAUUUCAUCAAGCUGCAGAGUUGUUCAAAGUUGCCCAUGAAAUCUGGCGCAAAAAAAAAGAUAAAAUAAAAUAUAAACAUGCUCAGAAAAGGUACCUUAGCUUAUAUUUCUGGUCAGCAUAUAUAAUUCAAUUACUAUGGAAAGAAUUAUAGAGAAGCUGGCGCAGAUUCUGAGGAAUGAAUUCAUAUAAGUUUUGUUAUUUAAUUUAUGGUUAUGAAAUUCUAAUAUAUAUUUUAGUUAGUUGUCUCCAUAUAUAAUUCAUUACAAAGUUUGUUUGGGAGGAGAUGAUGUUACUUAAGAUAAAUAAUAUGCAUUGUUAAUUCCUUUGUUAAAUUUUGUUAUUGAUUGGAUAAUAAUAAUAAUAACAAUGAUAAAGCAUUUUUAAUUGUAA
This is a messenger RNA of Amaranthus tricolor (Joseph's coat), 1907 nucleotides long. RefSeq names its product vacuolar cation/proton exchanger 3. Gene Ontology annotation, biological process: intracellular calcium ion homeostasis; calcium ion transmembrane transport. The record is from RefSeq and is a predicted model, not a curated record. The coding region runs from base 96 to 1448 and encodes 450 amino acids. The transcript has 12 exons. Lineage: Eukaryota; Viridiplantae; Streptophyta; Magnoliopsida; Caryophyllales; Amaranthaceae. Gene Ontology annotation, cellular component: plant-type vacuole membrane. Gene Ontology annotation, molecular function: calcium:proton antiporter activity.